This is a messenger RNA of Lindgomyces ingoldianus, 2324 nucleotides long. RefSeq lists its product as uncharacterized. The transcript has 3 exons. The record is from RefSeq and is a predicted model, not a curated record. The annotation marks the transcript as partial. Lineage: Eukaryota; Fungi; Ascomycota; Dothideomycetes; Pleosporales; Lindgomycetaceae.
CAAAGUUUGGAUGCUUUGCAGCCAACUACUGGGUAACUGGGAAGAUCAUGGAUCGUUCCUCCUUCUCAUGGACGCCGAAUGACUCCUUAACCGAUACACCAUUUCAAAUCAUCAAAGCAGCUGAAUUUGCCAGCUUAUACCCACAUCCAGAAGAUCAAGCCCUCGCAUGGAACACGGUAUUGAGCGUAUGUGAGCCAUGGCUCAGAGCCCUGGAGAAAUUGGAUAAGCAUGCUCGCUUCGCUUGGCCUCACGCCCAGGAAGAAGGUAUAAACAUCUUUCGGUUAGACGAUCACGUCUGGAUUUGGAAAGCCUUAAGGUCAAUAGAAGAGCUUGACAUAUGGGGACACCUUCUUCAAGAUCCUGAAACCAUUCGACGGGAGGUUCUCGCCCGUUUUACAAUUGAAUAUGACGUUUCGAGGAGACGAAUGCUGGCGGUAACCCGAUCUCCUCGAGAAACUCGAUUCUUGCUUCAUGCAAGAGACACUGCUCUAUUCUAUGGAGUCGUCUGGGGUUUCAUUUUACAACAGGAAUUUUUCGAGGUUUGGAAGAACACGCUAGACGCGCAAGUGCACCACCCCGACAACCAAGAAACCCGCUGGGAUAAUUCUAUUCGUUACGCCCUCGCCAUCUUGAUGGGUACUAUGGGGAAGAGCAUCAAUAAGCAGUCACCAAACAAACUACUCGUGUCUUCAAUGAAGCUUCUAUUCCAAGCCACUAGCCCUAAUGGUUUCUUUCCGGGGCAACUGGACCAAAGUACUAAAAAGCCGACAUUAUUCUAUGAAGAGGAGGACAGGGAUUUUUAUUUCCAUGCAUGCUUCGAGAUUCCGUUCAUCCUCCUGAAUCGUGCCUCUCGAAUUAACGCGGUAUAUCGUCGUGGAUCUGAUUUGAUCUUGGAUGGGUUCGACAUAAUCUCUGAUCUUGAAAGAAGACUAGCACCGAAUGUUUCGAGGGCAGCUCACAAAGCCUUGAAGAUGAAGAAAAGCAUACCUUUCAAUAGUCUGAUCGAUACAAGCAGUAUUGUGGAUAUCGAGGAAGAGUGGCUGUAUAAUUACCCCGCAUUCCUGCUGGGUGGUAAAGGGAUGAAACCUGGAGACGUAAUGAAGCAGGCACUAGAACUUUCAAAACAGGAUGAAAGCAGCGGCGUCGGAGUAAUAGUAAACAAAGCAGCCAUUGCAUAUGUAGAGGCUGUCACUUGCACAACUCGGAAUACGUCUGACUAUAGCGUGGCUGGAAGCGAUAACGAUGGGGCCUUCGUGUUUACUUGGCACGAGUCUACCUAUAUCGUCGAUACUCCAAAGAAAAAGCACCUUGGGAAGGAAGAUAAGCGAAGCAGUUUUCAACUUGAACCCAUCAUCCUCUCAAAUCGUGGACUGUGGGCUACACUAAAUAAGCCUCGCACGGCCGCCGAUGCAAAAAAAAGAUUUAUUUGGUUACCAAAGGCUAGUCCAGAGACUGCGCUGGUUUGCUAUCUCACCAGCUCUGACACGGAGAAACUAGCUAUUUCUUUGUUUUUUGAUCGGCAUGCAAACUUCGAAAAUUAUUUUAUCGAUGAUGCAGCCAUGGUCGAAAAUACGUGGGAUAGUGAAUUCCACCUAAGCUUCUUCCAGUUAAUGGACUCCGACCAAACCGCCUUUCGCCAUAAUGGGAUACCGGAGCCAAGUGACGACACCUUUCCGGGCUAUUCCAAAAGUAAAAUCACACGGGCUUCGAUGGGAUUUCGCUUUAAUGGAGACUUCUUCGACAGAUAUUGGACCUGCCAUUUCAUUGAGUAUGUUCCGGCCAAUCCUCCCAAAGAUGAAUGGGACUCAGCGGUGUUUGAAAUCAAUGGCUCGCGUAAACACCGGUCCUGGACGCAACGAAAAGUCCUCGAGCUGCAGCUCUUCGACCGGAUACUAACGGAGCUAGUUAAGAGUACUAGGAAAAUAUGGAACGAGAUCCGUAAUGAACUUGGUGUAAAACAAGGUGCCCUCUCCUUCUCGAUCCUCAGCAGCGAUGACUACUUCUCGUCAAGCGCACAGUGGCAGAAAUCCCAGCAUAUCCUCCAAGAUGUCGAGGAGGAGCUGUCAUCCGCCCUCGCCGCCAUCUCCAAAUGGGAGUCUCGCGAGAAAGACAGAGAACAACAGAAGCCGCGGUGGACGCGAAAUGAUGAGCGAAAGUACCGCGGCGACAUCAACAAAUUGCUCGGAUUAAACAAGCGCAAAAUUCGGGACCUCCAAAGCCUUCGUGACAAAGUGCUCUCACUCAAGGACACCCUUGUCAGCAGUCAAGAUCAGAUCCGAGACGACCUCGGGCUGAAGGGUGCUGAAAACAUCCGCUACUUUACC